AUGCGAAUCGGUCUCCGCAACCUUGAUUUGGAAAGAACAAUCGUAGACCCCUUCCUUGGAGGUCACCGGAAGCGAAUUCUGGCGGUGCUCGAUCUCCUUCUGUCUAUUGAUGCAUUCGGUUCCGUGGCGGCUCCUCCUAAUGCCGACCCAAAGGAAGAUAUUAUAUAUAUAUAUGCUUCGUACGUCUCCUCCAAGUACCUCGCCGAUAUCCAUCGUCCACCCCUGCGAUCCCACAACCAUUGA
Messenger RNA from Linum trigynum, 243 nucleotides. NCBI's taxonomy places the organism in Eukaryota, Viridiplantae, Streptophyta, Magnoliopsida, Malpighiales, Linaceae. The record is from the annotation of a GenBank genome assembly.